UUUGUUAGCUGGCCAUCAUCACUCCCAGAACAUCCCAAAGGGGCUUUUCCAGGAGGCAAUUGGACUUUGAUUUCUGUUUUUUGUUUUUUUCUUUGAAGAACUUUCGCUUCUCAUCCAACCAUGAACUGGAUGACCCAGGAUCUGUGCAGACUCAAUACCCUUCCUCAGAAGCAUCCCGGCUUGAGAUCAUCCAAAAUAAAAAUAUCAAUCAAUCACUUGUCAUUAACUUCCCUUUCUGAGAAAACUCCCCCCCCCCACCACCACCUCUUUUUGCUUCCUAACAACAGCUGGCUGUUGGGGAUCACCGAGGGCGCCCGUGGUCAAAGGCUUCAAAUGCUGCGGAACGAGUUCCUCUAUCCCAGGACCGGCGCUCACACAAUCAGCGGGGAGGGGUUUGUCAACUCCUCCCGCUGGGCGCUUAAGGUUUCAAGCGCGGUUGUUGAUCAGCAGUUCGCGUGAACGCCUCCAAGGGCAGUCCCCACCUCGGUCGUCGCAGCUGGCAGAGCGGAUCAUGUUAGCAGCCUGUUACCUGAACUUCUUCGUCUUGGGACUCAGCGCCGUGGGGAACCAAGUCGUCGCCCUGGGCGGACAUAUUCAACAGAUCUCUAGGCAUUCCACAUAUGAGAUUAUAAUUCCUAGAAGAUUAAUAGACAGGGAGAAGCGCUGGACGCAUUUUAAUGAGGAACACUUAGAUGAUCAGCUAUCUUACUUGAUCCAAACUGGAAAUGGAACACACAUUCUGAAAUUAAAGAAAAAUAAAAACCUUCUUGGGGAAAAGUUUACAAUAUAUACUUAUAACCAAGAGGGAAAGCUGGAGAGUACUCCUGUGGAAACUCAGACCCACUGUUACUACCAUGGAAAUGUUGAAGGCGUUCCAGAUUCUCUGCUUGCUCUCAGUACCUGUGAUGGCCUUAGGGGAAUCCUCUAUAUUGGUGACAAGCAAUAUGGCAUGGAGCCAGUUAAAGGAUCAAAUAAAUUUGAACACUUUCUUUAUGUAUUAGAUAAAUCUCAUGAACCUUUUUCCUGUGGUGUACAAAAUGAUGACCAAUAUCAUGAACCUAUUUUGAAAUACUCUAAUAUAUCACAUUAUCCUUUCAGUAAGGAUACACAUCGAAGGAAAAGAAGAAAUGUGCUGCCAGAGAAACGAUACGUCGAACUCUAUAUGGUUGUUGAUAAGAACAGGUAUUUAAUCAAAAGAACUAUUGAAGCUGUGCAGAAGGAAACAGUUGAAUUGAUUAAUUAUGUAGAUGGGAUGUUCAGUCCCUUAAACAUACAAAUUGUCCUAAUUGGAUUGGAAAUAUGGACAAAUGGAAACCAGAUUCAGGUGGAUGGUGAUUCAGCUGGAGAUGUGUUGGGCAAAUUUGUGACUUGGAGGAAAGAAAAUCUUAUUAAGAGAUCAAGAAAUGAUAUUGGUCACCUCAUCGUAGGGAGAAGGUCAUAUGGUACUGCUAUUGGAAUGGCUUUUGUUAGCACAGUCUGUAGUGCAGAUCAUGGAGGUUCUAUCAGUACGUACGAUCAUCAGUCUCCCAUGAAUCACGCUACAGUGGUUGCACAUGAGUUGGGACAUAAUCUCGGUAUGAAGCAUGAUAAUGGAAGAUGUGCAAAUACCUAUAUAAUGCACAAUACAGAUAACGGGUCCAGGAACUUCAGCAGCUGCAGCUCUAGUGAUUUUGAGCAACUUAUCUUGAAGGGUGGAGGAAGCUGUCUGAGAAAUUCUCCCAAGCCGAGCGAUAUCUUCACAGAACCCAUGUGUGGCAAUAACAUUGUGGAUAGGAAUGAAGAAUGUGAUUGUGGCACUCCAAAAGAAUGUACCAAUCCCUGUUGUGAUGCUGCCAGCUGCAAGCUAACACGUGGAUCAACAUGCGCUGAAGGAUUGUGCUGUGAAAAGUGUCAGUUCAAGGUAGCAGGAGUGGAGUGUCGGCCAAAAUCAAAUACCUGUGAUCUCCCUGAAUAUUGCAAUGGGACCUAUUAUGACUGUCCGGAAGAUGUGUAUGUCAUGGAUGGCUACCCUUGUAAUAAUAUGAAAGAUUACUGUUACAGUGGAAUUUGUGAGAGUUACGAUUCUCAGUGUGAAUCCCUCUUUGGAAAAGGAGCAAAGAAAGGACCAAAUGUUUGCUUUGAAAGAGCCAAUAGCAAAGGAGACAGAUUUGGCAAUUGCGGAAUGAAAGGGUCAUAUUUUGUAAGAUGUUCUCAAGCCAACAGUUUAUGUGGCAAGAUUCAUUGUACAUCUUUCAAGCAAGAGAAUCUCCCGUCCGAGUUGUAUUUCCAGACUCAAGAUGGAAUUUCAUGUGUAACCACUGAAUUUGAUCUAGGAUCAGAUAUUCCCGAUCCAGCACUGGUUAAUAAAGGCACUUCUUGUGCUGAAGGAAAAGCUUGUAUUGAUUAUACGUGCGCAAAUGCAAGUUUGCUGGGUUACAACUGUGACAUACAGAAAAAGUGUAAUGGUCGGGCGGUGUGUAACAACAAAGGCAAUUGCCACUGUGAUCCUGGAUGGGCACCUCCUUUUUGUCAUGAGUCUGGCUAUGGGGGCAGCAUAGAUAGUGGCCCAACACAUAUAGAUACAUCCCUUCGAGAUGGUCUUCUUAUAUUUUUUUUACUUGUGUUGCCUAUAUUAAUUCUACUUGCAAUUGCAUUUGUCAAGAGGAAAGAAAUUAAAAGGCGUCUCUUCAGAGAACGUAGAAGACAUCAAAGGACUGAAAAUGCACAGCAGAGAAGACCAUUACCUACAAACCAGAAUAACAAUCCGCGUGAACCAAAUCCACAAGAGGAAAAAAAUAGAAGGCCGCCUACUUCAAAUUCGGGAAUCUUUACAAUAUCUCACUUUCCAACUUCAAGGCCACCAGUACAAAAUCAAUUUGUUCCACCUCAACAACGGCCUCCCGUACGACCACCAAUGUCACAAAGACCUCCUGUACGACCACCAAUUCCACAACAUCCUCCUUUAAGACCACCAAUUCCACAACAUCCUCCAUUAAGACCACCUAUUCCACGGAACACACCUUUAAGACCACCAAUCCCACAAAAACCUGUCUUCUCUCCUCCAUCUUGAGGACUUAUAUAACGACACGUACUCUAUGCCACUAGGAAAAAUAUCGUAUUAGUGAAAUGAAUUAAAAUUUUAUU
Molecule: messenger RNA, 3123 nt
Organism: Thamnophis elegans (Western terrestrial garter snake)
Lineage: Eukaryota; Metazoa; Chordata; Lepidosauria; Squamata; Natricidae
Product: disintegrin and metalloproteinase domain-containing protein 9-like
Exons: 22
Coding region: 512-3049 (845 amino acids)
Biological process (GO): proteolysis
Cellular component (GO): plasma membrane
Molecular function (GO): metalloendopeptidase activity
Source: RefSeq, a predicted model, not a curated record